AGACACGGACUUGGGAAUGUUUUGAAACAACAGGAACGACAUCACCCUAGGUUUGUGUUUUCAAGCCAGAUAUUCCGGCGUGGAUGCUAAGAAUUCUUACAUGGGCAAGUAUUAAUAUUUGAAUGCAGCCGUGAUUGAGGUGGAGGUGGAGACAAAAGGCGUGCGUCCCUAGAACAUGUUUUGUCCCCACUGCCGGAGGGAAUAUUCUGUGUCAGCUAUCGCACGCACCCUUUCCCUCCAUGUGAGUGGACUCCACACUCUAAGCAAGGCGCUCUGGACUGCAAACUCAGCUUGUGCCUCUCUCCAGCCCUGUGGCCUCGCUGGACAAUUUUUCUAAUCUCUUUGGAGCUGAUCUUCAUGUUGAAAAAGGACAAGUCCCAUCUUCAGAUCAACACCUGUCCCAGCGCUGCCAUUUUGCCAAGGCUCCUCCUUGGAGUGUUUGUAAGGCACUUUUGCCACGAAGUAACCCAGCCACCAGCCUCAGUGGAACCUCCAAGCCUAAUUCUGGAGGAGACUUUAACUCGGUGACCAAAAGCCAGCCCCACUGUGAGUUGAACUCUUUCGUGUUGACCGGCCACUCUCCGUGCUCUGGAUGAUGUCGGAACACGACCUGGCCGAUGUGGUUCAGAUUGCAGUGGAAGACCUGAGCCCUGACCACCCAGGUACAGAGCUGUGGGACAGUAGUUGUUUUGGAGAAUCAUGUAGUGACAGAUGAAGACGAACCUGCUUUGAAACGCCAGCGACUAGAAAUCAAUUGCCAGGAUCCAUCUAUAAAGUCAUUCCUGUAUUCCAUCAACCAGACAAUCUGCUUGCGGUUGGAUAGCAUUGAAGCCAAAUUGCAAGCCCUGGAGGCUACUUGUAAAUCCUUAGAAGAAAAGCUGGAUCUGGUCACGAACAAGCAGCACAGCCCCAUCCAGGUCCCCAUGGUGGCCGGCUCCCCUCUCGGGGCAACCCAGACGUGCAACAAAGUGCGAUGCGUCGUCCCCCAGACUACAGUAAUACUCAACAAUGAUCGGCAGAACGCCAUUGUAGCCAAGAUGGAAGACCCCUUGAGCAACAGGGCACCGGAUUCCCUGGAAAAUGUCAUUAGCAACGCUGUGCCUGGGCGUCGGCAGAACACCAUUGUGGUGAAGGUGCCGGGCCAAGAAGACAGCCACCACGAGGACGGGGAGAGCGGCUCGGAGGCCAGCGACUCUGUGUCCAGCUGUGGGCAGGCGGGCAGUCAGAGCAUCGGGAGCAACGUCACGCUCAUCACCCUGAACUCGGAAGAGGACUACCCCAAUGGCACCUGGCUGGGCGACGAGAACAACCCCGAGAUGCGGGUACGCUGCGCCAUCAUCCCCUCCGACAUGCUGCACAUCAGCACCAACUGCCGCACGGCCGAGAAGAUGGCGCUCACGCUGCUGGACUACCUCUUCCACCGCGAGGUGCAGGCUGUGUCCAACCUCUCGGGGCAGGGCAAGCACGGGAAGAAGCAGCUGGACCCGCUCACCAUCUACGGCAUCCGGUGUCACCUUUUCUAUAAAUUUGGCAUCACAGAAUCCGACUGGUACCGAAUCAAGCAGAGCAUCGACUCCAAGUGCCGCACGGCGUGGCGGCGCAAGCAGCGGGGCCAGAGCCUGGCGGUCAAGAGCUUCUCGCGGAGAACGCCCAACUCGUCCUCCUACUGCCCUUCAGAGCCGAUGAUGAGCACCCCACCUCCUGCCAGCGAGCUCCCGCAGCCACAGCCGCAGCCGCAGGCCCUGCACUACGCGCUGGCCAACGCACAGCAGGUGCAGAUCCACCAGAUCGGAGAAGACGGACAGGUGCAAGUAGGACACCUCCACAUCGCCCAGGUGCCGCAGGGGGAGCAAGUCCAGAUCACGCAGGACAGCGAGGGCAACCUCCAGAUCCAUCACGUGGGGCAGGACGGUCAGGUGCUGCAGGGUGCACAGCUGAUCGCCGUGGCCUCCUCGGACCCCGCGGCGGCGGGCGUGGAUGGGUCGCCACUCCAGGGCAGCGACAUCCAGGUUCAGUACGUGCAGCUGGCGCCAGUGAGUGACCACACGGCCGGGGCACAGACGGCCGAAGCCCUGCAGCCCACGCUACAGCCGGAGAUGCAGCUCGAGCACGGGGCCAUCCAGAUUCAGUGAGCGGUGCCCAUGGCACCAGGAGCCCCUCGCCGGCUCCGCCUACGGCCCGGCCCCCACGCGCCCUGCUCUCACGGCCUCGGCACAGGCAGCGGCUGCACGUGUUCUGCUGAAGUGCGUCUGAAGGCCGCUGCCUCCGCGGGGAACAGCAUCCUAUCAACUGAAAGAGCAGCCGCCGCCGCCCCCAGCCGGAGACCCCUUUCGUUUGAGUCCUGCUGUUGGUGUCGGAGCACGAGGGGAGGCACGGUGCGGAGAGCGUCGCAUAUGCGCGGGAAAUCAAGAACUAUGAUAUUUUUCUGUUUAAACAGCUUUUUUUAAUUUGCUAUGGUGUUUAUAACAAAAAAGAAAAUUUGAAAAAAAAAAUCCCAGGGGAGUAGCAGGAGCCCUUUGCUGUGUGCUCUGUCCAGUGUCAUGAGACGGGAGCCCUUUGCUGUGUGCUCUGUCCAGUGUCAUGAGACGGGAGCCCUUUGCUGUGUGCUCUGUCCAGUGUCAUGAGACGGGAGCCCUUUGCUGUGUGCUCUGUCCAGUGUCAUGAGGCAGGUGUUUGCAAAGCCAGCUCUCGGUUCCGAUGGGGUAUUGCUGACCUACUUUUCUAGGGGAAAUGCUCUUAAACACUGUAAUUAUGCAUUUCUAAUGAAAUAAAAUGUAUUUAUGACCA
Messenger RNA from Homo sapiens (human), 2787 nucleotides. RefSeq names its product BTG3 associated nuclear protein (gene BANP). Gene Ontology annotation, cellular component: nucleus; nuclear speck; cytoplasm. The transcript is spliced from 13 exons. Bases 924 to 2132 code for a protein of 402 amino acids. The record is from RefSeq and is marked reviewed. NCBI's taxonomy places the organism in Eukaryota, Metazoa, Chordata, Mammalia, Primates, Hominidae. Gene Ontology annotation, molecular function: DNA binding.